GGAUAAUUAGAUAUCAUUUUUGACUUUGAAGGACAAAAUUGGUGAAAUGAAUUAAUAUUUUGUGUUUUAACGUCUCUUCUAAACAUUUAAAAAAACUCUUUUUCUAAAAUAUAAGAUAAGAAAUUUAUUGAAAAUUUUAAUAAAAGAAUUGGAAAAUGUUACUAAAUAAAUUAUGCAAGUUGUCUACGUCUAUAAAGCCUUCUAUAUUACCAAAAUACAGUAAGAAUUGCAAUGGUUAUGUAUUCUCUAUUAUCAAUCGCCGUUAUACAAGUGGCGAUUCUGUUGAUCUAGUUGUUAUUGGCUCAGGACCUGGUGGAUAUGUGGCUGCUAUUAAAGCAGCCCAGUUAGGGUUAAAUACUGUCUGUGUUGAAAAAAAUUCUACUCUGGGUGGUACAUGUUUAAAUGUUGGAUGUAUUCCAUCAAAAGCUCUAUUAAAUAAUUCACAUUAUUAUCAUAUGGCUCAUUCUGGAGAAUUAAAUAGUCGAGGAGUUGAAGUUGGGAAUGUAAAGCUUAAUUUAGAAGUAUUAAUGAAAACUAAAAACAAUGCAGUAACUGCUUUAACUGGUGGAAUUGCACAUUUAUUCAAAUCAAAUAAGAUUACUUUAGCAAAAGGUCAUGGGAAGAUUAAGGAUCCUAAUACAGUAACAGUACUUAAAGAAGAUGGUUCUUCAGAUGAUAUAAGAACUAAAAAUAUUCUAAUAGCUACAGGAUCUGAAGUUACACCUUUCCCAGGAAUUGAAAUUGAUGAAGAAACCGUAGUAUCUUCUACAGGAGCUUUAAAACUUUCUAAAGUACCUGAAAAAAUGAUUGUAAUUGGUGCAGGUGUUAUAGGACUUGAACUUGGAUCUGUUUGGAGUCGCUUAGGUGCACAAGUAACAGCUGUUGAGUUUAUGCCUACAAUUGGUGGAAUUGGAAUUGAUAGUGAAAUUUCCAAACAAUUUCAAAAAAUUUUAACUAAACAAGGUUUAGUAUUUAAAUUAGGUACUAAAGUAAUUAAUGCAAACAAAUCUGAUGGAAAGAUAUUUGUUGAUGUUGAAAAUGCAAAGGAUCCUUCAAAAAAAGAAACCUUGGGUUGUGAUGUCUUACUAGUCAGUGUAGGACGUCGUCCUUAUACUUAUAACUUAGGAUUAGAAGAAAAUAAUAUUGAAAAAGAUGCAAAGGGUAGAAUACCUGUCAACUCUAGAUUUCAAACUGUUGUUCCAAAUAUUUUUGCCAUUGGUGACUGUAUACAUGGUCCUAUGUUGGCACAUAAAGCUGAAGAUGAAGGCAUAGUGUGUGUUGAAGGUAUAACUGGUGCUCCUGUUCAUAUUGAUUAUAAUUGUGUACCUUCAGUUAUUUAUACUCAUCCAGAAGUUGCUUGGGUUGGAAAAUCUGAAGAAGAUUUAAAAAAUGAAGGUAUUGAUUAUAAAAUUGGCAAAUUUCCAUUUGCUGCUAAUAGUAGAGCUAAAACAAAUAAUGACACAGAUGGCCUUAUAAAAGUUUUGGCUGAUAAAGCAACUGAUAAGUUAUUGGGUUGUCAUUUGAUUGGACCAGGAGUUGGAGAAUUAGUUAAUGAAGCUGUUUUAGCUAUGGAAUAUGGUGCUUCUUGUGAAGACAUUGCCAGAGUUUGUCAUGCACAUCCGACAUGUUCAGAAGCUUUACGGGAAGCAAAUUUAGCAGCAUACUUUGGAAAAGCCAUAAAUUUUGGUUAACUUUGGUGAAUAGUUCCCCAUCAUACAAUUAUAUAAAUGUAUUUAUUAUAAGCCUUUCAGAAUGAAAGAUCUACUGAAUAUUGUUUUAGUUAAUGUUACUCGUUUAAUAAAAUUUUGGAUACAUUUUAAAGUUA
Molecule: messenger RNA, 1825 nt
Organism: Daktulosphaira vitifoliae (grape phylloxera)
Lineage: Eukaryota; Metazoa; Arthropoda; Insecta; Hemiptera; Phylloxeridae
Product: dihydrolipoyl dehydrogenase, mitochondrial
Exons: 11
Coding region: 156-1691 (511 amino acids)
Cellular component (GO): oxoglutarate dehydrogenase complex; mitochondrion
Molecular function (GO): flavin adenine dinucleotide binding; dihydrolipoyl dehydrogenase (NADH) activity
Source: RefSeq, a predicted model, not a curated record